Molecule: messenger RNA, 2606 nt
Organism: Cinclus cinclus
Lineage: Eukaryota; Metazoa; Chordata; Aves; Passeriformes; Cinclidae
Gene: WDR77
Product: WD repeat domain 77
Exons: 10
Coding region: 2-1099 (365 amino acids)
Biological process (GO): oocyte axis specification
Cellular component (GO): methylosome
Molecular function (GO): protein binding
Source: RefSeq, a predicted model, not a curated record
CAUGGAGGAGCCGCUGCCGCUGCCGCUGCCCCAGGCGGCCCCGCCGCCCGCCCCGCCCGACACCGCGGCGCCCGCGGCCUCGGCGGACGGAGAGCCCUCGGCCGAGGCCGCCCCCGAGUGGAACAUCCCGCCCAACGCGCCUGCCUGCAUGGAGCGGCACCUGGAGCGCGCGCUGUACCGCGCAGACGGGGCCCUGCUGCUGGGCGCCUCCGGGCUGAACGGGCGCUGCUGGACCGGCUCGCUGUGGGUGUUCGCGGAGCCCCGGCGCGCCCCCAGCGAGGGCUUCUGCACGGCCGGCGUGCAGACCGAGGCGGGGGUGGCCGACCUGUGCUGGCUGGCGGACAGGGGCAUCCUGGUGGCCUCCGACUCGGGUGCGGUGGAGCUCUGGGAGCUGGAGGAGAACGAGAGCCUCAUCGUGAACAAGUUCUGUAAAUACGAGCACGAUGACAUUGUGACAUCGGUGUCCGUCCUGGCUGGCAGCACCCAGGCUGUCAGCGGGGGCAGGGAUUUCUGUGUGAAGGUCUGGGACAUCCCGGAGCAAACGGUGCUGCACUCCUACAGAGCUCACUCCGAUGCAGUGACUUGUGUGGCUUCCUGUCCUGGUAAGGACACUGUGUUCCUGUCCUGUGCUGAGGACAACAGAAUUUUACUCUGGGACACCAGAUGCCCCAAACCAGCUACCCGAAUUGUUUGCAGUGCCUGUAAUUACCUCCCUACCUCAGUCUUGUGGCAUCCACAGAAAAGUGACAUCUUUGUCUUGGGUGAUGAAAGUGGAACAGUUGCACUGGUGGACACAAAGAAUCCUGACUCUGCCCUCAGCACUGCUGUGCACACCCGAGCCAUCACAGGCUUUGCUUUCUCUGCACACAGUUCACCCUUACUGGCUUCCAUCAGUGAAGACUGUUCAGUUGCUGUUCUUGACUCAGACCUCUCAGAGGUGUUCAGAAACCGUUCUCAUCGAGACUUUGUAAAAGGCUUGUCCUGGUCUCCUUCAGAUGAUGCCUUGCUCACUACAGUUGGAUGGGAUCAUCAGGUUUUACAUCAUAAUGUCCCUCUACCAGCUGGUGAAGCUUCUGGAAUCAACUGUGUAAAAGAAUAGUUUUAUAAACUCGUGGUCCAAGUUCCUUGCUGGCAUCACUUUGAUUCUGCUGAAGUCGCAGGUGUGUGAGCUGGACUGGGCUCUGUUGUCUGCCUCAGAGCUUGUGGCUAAGAAGGUUCUUGUAGUAAUUUUGAAUUAGGCUUAAGUUAGUUACAAACCAAGCUUUACCCUUUCCUCGGGAGUGGCUUCUGUAAUAAAAGACUUUGGUUUUACUCAGAGAAAAUUGACUUCAGGCACAGAGGAGACUUAGAGAGACUGGAAAUUAGGUGUAAUGAAGAAAGAAAUAAAGUCAAAAAGACUUGAUUCUUUCAUCAGUUCCCCAGACUACCCAUGGAAUUAAUAGAAGUUUUUGGGGGAGGUUAGCAGCAUGCCUCUUGUUGGGUAGAUGUGAGAGCCUCACCCUUGAGCAAAGUUUUUUGCUCUGGAAAUCAGGUGGAAUGAAGACUUGUUGGGGUUCAAGGGCUGGAAGGGUUCCAGCAUUGUCCUUAAUGCAGCAUGUGGUGAGAGGAUGGAGCCUGCUGAGCACUGGCUGUGCACUGGUGUGAAGUCCCAGUGUUGGGUGUGAGGAUCCCAGCUGGAGCCCUGCAGUUAAACACUUUGGGAUGGUGCUGGAAUCCCGGGGUGCCCAGCACGUGCUGGCCCCGAGGCCAGCUGAGGGCAGAGCCAGGGGCUGGCAGGCAGGAGGGAGCAGUGCAGUGCUCUGGCACCAUGGGUCAUCUCCUCUGUGCUGAAGGCAACUUACUCAAGGCCAAGACCUGUGAACAAAAGGUUUGUGCGAGGGGAAACCUGGACUAAGGACUUCAGUUGUCAUUUGCUUGCUCCUGUACCAGGCUGUGCUUAGUGAUAACCCAGAUCCACGCACGUGUGACAAGUGACUUCUUGUGCUGGCACUGAGGGGACAGGACACUGCCCUACCCCCAAACCAGACUCCACCGAGCCCGUAGAGGUGUUUUUGUCAAAUACCACGUGCAUUUCUAUUCUAACUCAGCUUUCCCUGGAACAUGUUUAUCUGAUGGAAGUCACUGCUCUGCAUGCCUUGCUGCUGCUCUAGUUAUAGCUUGGUCUGGCCUAGUAUUUCCUAGACAGAAUUAAGCAAGUCCUGACUGAUGAAACAAAAAUACCGUUGAAAUUAAUGUUACCCCUGGUACUUUAGCAUGAUAGCAGCACUUGAAUGUACACUGCUUCCAGUUUUUAUCUCUGCAUACACAUAGGUUUAGUUUUGCAAAGCCCACAAUUAAUUUUUAGGCAGACUAAGCUUUCCCAGGCUCUGUACUUUCUCAUACUCUUUGUGAACCUUGCUCCUUGUUAAAUUCCCAUUUCAUACAGGUGUUCACAGUAACUUCCUGUUCUAGGGCAGCGUAUGACAAAUGGUAAAUGAUGAUAAAACCUGACACUUGAACCACAAAGUCCCCUGUUAGGGACUGUGAUGCUGUACUGAAACAGGUCUUGUGUUGGUUCUGAAAAAGGUGUCUUGGAAGAUGGUUUUCAUUUGUAACUGGUUUAAGUU